Phytophthora sojae is the source of this 555-nucleotide messenger RNA. RefSeq lists its product as hypothetical. The record is from RefSeq and is a predicted model, not a curated record. Lineage: Eukaryota; Oomycota; Peronosporomycetes; Peronosporales; Peronosporaceae. Bases 1 to 555 code for a protein of 184 amino acids. The transcript is spliced from 2 exons.
AUGGCGCCAACGGCCGUCUCGUCAAUGGACACCAAACCGUCACCGCUCGGUGAGUGUGUCGUGUACCUCGGCGUGCUCAACUACUUCUUCACCGUGGACGAGGCGACGCCGGUCGUGUCGAGGAUCGGCACAGUUAUAGGCCACCUGCAGCUCCGCAUUACGCCGUACGACGAGUUCGUGCCCUACGAGCACACCGAUGUAGAUAGCACCGAGGAGCAGGUGUAUGAGUACAUGGAUCGCCCGCUGCAGUACCGCGUGGAGCUUCGCCGGCUCAGCCAGCUCGCGCCGCAGCGAUUCUCGCAUCUUUCGCUGCGCUACACCUUCUUCCGCGAGACGAGCACCCAGACGCCGAGGUUUCAGGUCGACGCGAACGGCGACUCGGGCCCGCUCGGCCUGGAGUUUCGGCACGUGGUGGACGUCAGCGACGCACUGGUCAAGUAUGUGACCGGCAGUACCCUCUCGAUUGAGGUGCGUGCGUGGGCUUCCGAUCAUCUCGUGCCUGACACUGACCUCGUCGUCUGCGCGCAGCUUCUAGGCCACACGAGCGCCGAGUGA